CUCCCAUCUCAUCAUCACUGUUGGCUUGACGACAUGUUGCGCGGGAAAUAGUUGGACGGCCUCUUGAACGACCCGCAGACCCCCGGUUGCGAAUCCUCCCUCUCCCACGGUUUGCAACAUCUAUUUCUCCGAACGCGAAACACCAGCGCGUCACGAUACCCAGGCAUGGCCACCGUCAACACGAAUGCGGAGGCUCCUCCCUGUCCGGAUCCCUCUGCCCACCACCACGACGACAAACUGGCCAGUCAGGCUUCCACAGCAGCUCUCCUUGCCACUGGAGCGCGGAAAGGCGAUCACACGCGAAACAGCUCCAUCCAGAGCGAGAGCGUCUUGGGUCCCGAUGGCAGACUGUCGUCUAAGAGCGCAGCGACAUCGCUCAAGUAUGCGAAUGCACAGGACUUGCCGAGCUUCCCAUCUUCAGGAAAUGUGUCGGGAGGCGCAGGCAAAGCUGCAAUGCUUGCCAAGGACUACAAGAUGAAGGAGCUGUGGCAGCCCGAGACGAGUCUGGCCGGAUCGAAAGCUGCUGUGCUGGCUGCCGGCAAGGGCGGAAAGGUGGAUCUCUGGCAGGCAUCCGCCAGCGCUGAUGGUCAAUCAGCUGCUACACUGGCCUUCCGCAACAAGGGAUUGAGUCCCGAGGCAUACGGCGGAAACAGCGCAGAGAACAAGAACAAGGCUCUCUUGGCCGCCACCAAGUCCACCCAGCAGAGCAGAUCGCGCGCCACAUCUUCUCCUUCAGCACCACCAGAGCUGUAUCCAGACCAGGCCAAUUCCAGCAGGAACGCUCUGAAUGCUGCAACGGUAUCUGUCCGAGAAGGCUGGAACUCUGACGCCAAUCAAGCUGCGCGAGUCACGCACUUGGGCGAGAAUGUGAGCGGUAAGAUGUUCACCAGUGCACCAGACUGGCAGUACGAAGAAGACAAGCACCAAGCGGCUCUCCGAGCGUCCGCAAUCACAAUGGCCAAGAGCCUCUACGCAAAUCAGAACCGCGACAAAAUGCUGCUUGAGCCUGAUGGAUCUGACUUGGCCGGUGCACGAUCAGCGGCGCGUAACCAAGCCCUCGCUCACCCAGACGUGAAGCAGGAGGCGCUGCAAUAUCUGAGUCUGCAGGAUCAGGCACACAAGCUCGCGGCCGAGAGACUAGCCAAGAUUGACAAAGACAUGGAAGGCAAGCGCUUCCGCGAGCACUACGGAUAUGGCGACGACAAGCCGAAAAGAUUGUCCUCGCGCAUCUCUCUUCGAAGCUCCGGAAAGGAGUCUCGUGGAAGACGACAGAGAGCAUCGAGCGAGGGAACCCGUGGUCGCUUUGAUUCCGACUCCGACUCAGACGACGAGCGACAGGCAGGCCGCAUUCGCGCACAGAUGGCCGGACUCAACUCUGCCACAAAGCAGGUGGACGCGAAGAAGCAACAGGAAGACCGCGCGAAGUUGUUGGCGGCUGCCGAAAAGCGAGUCUCUGCUCGUAUGAAUGAUAUGGAUUCGCAAGUCUAUCGCGACACUGGCAAAGUCUCACCUGCCAUGAUGGAAGCGUGGGAGGCAAAGGCGCGCGAAAAGGCUGAGAAAGAGCGCCAAGAACGAGCACUGAACCCCGGCAAGACCCAUAUCGGCGGAGGUCAGUUCAUGGAUCAGAAGGACAUCGAAGCUAUUGCUGCCGCCCGUUUGAAGCCUACUCUCGAUGAGAUUAGCACAUCUGCGGCCGCAAGACGCCAGCGAGAUGAGGAACUUCGUAUCGAAAAGGACCAGCAGGAAACAGCCAGAAUGGAGCAAAAGAUCGAACGCCAGCAAGAGAAGGAUCGUCAAAAGGCCGUUAAGAACGAACUUAAGGAGUCGGCCAAGCGCGAGAAGGCUGAAGAGAAGGCCCGCAAAGAUGCCGACAAAUUGCGGGAGAAGGAAGAGCAACGAAAGAGUCGAGAACAGAAACGGGACACAAUCGGCUCCAGUGUCGUGCCGGCAGGCUCAGUCGAUGCAGGCAGAAGCGCCUCGAUCGAAGACGAGCGGACUGAGGAGACUACAGCCACCGAUGGCAGAGAGAAGCAUCAAUCUGCUCUUGCAAGGCUGAAGGCCAAGUUCAGGACUACAGGAUCUCACGAGAAGUCGACUGACAAGGAGACCGCCAACAAAUCGGCCGCUACCGGAGUCGCACUUGUUGGCGGUGCUGCUGCGGGUGCAACUGCUGCCACGCUGGCUGAUUCGGACGGAAAGGAUGUGGCAUCGCAGCAGCCGCUGGAUGCUCAACAAGCAUCUUAUUCCGUCGCUCAGCAGGACGUGACGACCGGCGACUCGCCACACGAGGCUGAGUGGAAAGCCGGUGGAGCUGCUCCUACCGCCGCCACGACUACAAUCCCUUCUGCUCCAAUCCGUUCUGAUGCCUCGGUCUCCGAUGUCGAUACCGACGACGAGGCUGACGAUGAGGAUGUUCGGGCUGCGAGACCUACAUUCGCCCAGACUGGAAGCGUUUCGGGCUUCGCCAAUGACUCUGUCCCGACUGCCUCUGGUAGCAAUAGGAUGGCGACGCUCGAAAGGCACAUCUCCAACAUUCCUGACAGCGAUGGAGACUCUAGCAGCGAUGAGGAUGACUGGAACGAAGAGCGGGUCGCUAGACCUGCUCCAACAGUUCCAGAUCAGCAGCCAACCGCCGUUGCACUCGACUCCGCCCCUGUCACUCCAGGUCUGGCCACUUACGAGACAUUGAACACACCACGGGAACAGGAGCCUUUGGCCGCAUCGUCCGCUGCGACUGGUGCCACAGGUGGGGCUGCCAUCGUCACUUCCACUGAGACUUCAGCUGAACACCCUCCUAGAACAUUGACGGAUGUGUACGAUGAGAACACCCGGGCAUUGACCUCCGACCCGAAUGUUGGGAAAUCUACUGAGGCAGAGCCACCUCACCCGGCCAACAUCGUGUCUCUCGAGACAACUUCCCGUCUUGAGGACCAACGAGCGGACCCACCUGGACCUCAGACGCCGGGUGUGGUAAUCGACACGUCCGCUCCUGACACAGCCUCCAUGAAGGCCAUUCCACCAGCUUCGGUCACCUCCUCUCCCAAGGCAACGGGCGAAACGUUGAAGCAGAAGAUCAAGGGUGAGGAGGACCUGCCUGCUAUCGUUGGAGCUCCGGCGCAAGAAACGACCACUGGUGUAGCCACCAUUCCAGCAGCACCAACACCAGCUCCGACAAAAGAGUUCUCGAAGAAGGAAGCAGAGGAAGCAGCCAAGGCUUCGGCCAAGUCGGAGGACAAGCACGAGAAGGAGAAGGACGGCAAGGGAGUACGAGGAUUCUUCUCGAAGUUGAGGAACAAGUCCCGCUCCGAGAAAUCACCAGGCGCAAUCACGGCUGGCACUGCUUCGACCUAUGACGACUCCAAGUAUGAUAGCAAGACGGUGCCCUACGAGUCGACCAAGGCCGGGGACAAGCCAACUGUAGGUGCAACCAACGACGGCACUUACAACAAAGCGGCCACUGACGCUGCCGUACAACAGACCCUCGCUGAGCAAAAGACUACUGCCGCAUCCAUCCCUCCUAUCGACACGGGCGACGAGUUUAACUCCAACACUGUCACCACUGACGAUACCGCCCUCGAGACCGCCAAGGUCCGCGACAUCAAUGAGCCCGACUCACCAUCCUCCUUCGCCCGCGGUGAUGCCAGAGCCACCGACCUCGACGAUGUCUCUUCCUCCGGCGCUGACGAGGAUGAUUACGCCCGCGGCCGCGGAAAGCGCAGCAUCGCCAAGAAGUUGGGCUUUGGUCGAAACCGUGACGCACACGUCAAAGACGGCAAACUCCACAAGCCUCCUCCAGGCGAGGAAACUCUCCACAAAUCGAGCACUGAAGCCGGUAGACUGAGCAAGUCUACCGAUGAUGACAAUGACAAUUUCGAAGAGGCCAGGGAUCAUUUCGAUGAGAGCUUGGCUCCUCCUCCGGCUUUUGCGGGUCAGGCGAAGAGUCAGAGUCCUGUGAGGUCGACGAAGUUUAAGGAGGAUGUUUGAGCGACAGGAACUAUGAUUCUAGGAUGCGGAAUAUCCUGGGUACGACAAUCGCUUUUGGUUUAUGGGGUUUAUGCGAAAGAUACCACUUUUUAUGAUCGUUCGUUUUGCGACUUAAGCUAUGAAACGAAAACAGAUGGAAAUGCAGAAUGAGGAAAACAAACAGACAGACAGAGAAUGGUUACACAGUGCCGAUAUGAAUG
Cercospora beticola is the source of this 4184-nucleotide messenger RNA. RefSeq lists its product as uncharacterized. Gene Ontology annotation, biological process: eisosome assembly. The record is from RefSeq and is a predicted model, not a curated record. NCBI's taxonomy places the organism in Eukaryota, Fungi, Ascomycota, Dothideomycetes, Mycosphaerellales, Mycosphaerellaceae.